AUGCUGGCUCUCCGUGACCAGGAAAACCUGGUGAAUACUCAUCAAACUGUCGCCGCAAACAAGCCUUUGAACCAAGGAACGAAACAACUAGCGCCAAAGACUCCGGGAAGAAAGGUUCGCCUGAAUGAUGAAAAUACUACGAUCGCGUUCGGCAAACAGACUGUGAAAGGCAAUGGAAAUCGCUUGGAGAAUGGAAAACCCGUUAAAGAUGUGUUCCAGACCCCUAUGGACACAAAGAAUCGUGCGCCUCUGGGUAACAAGACAACCAAUCUCAAAGCUAAGGGUCUCCAAACGCCAGCUCCCUUCGGAGGCACAUUGAAGCCUGAGAAGACCAACCGAAAGGCCUCAACUCAGAAGGUCAAGAAGGCUGCCCCGGUGACGCAACAACCUCAAACGAAAGUCCAUGUCGAUACGGUCCAUGACGAUGUGCCGGAUAUUGAAUACAUGCCACCGAAGCCUAGAGAUCUCCCAGACAUACCCGAUGACCUUGCCUACGAUACCACCUACCCUCAAUUUAAACCCCGGAACCGUGCCAUUGGGCUCGAAAGCGUUUAUGGAAGACAAGAGGUUGGCAGUGAUGGUCUCACACGAAAGCAGCGCAAGUUUCAGGAGGACUCUAUCAAGUGCGACAAGUAUGUCGAUGAGAUGAUCAUGAAGCAAUUGGAUAAUGUUGGAUUUGGCGAAGCAAGCGAAGACGAGAAUAUCAGCCCGCCUCUCCGGGCACCACAGGGACCGACUACUCGCUCUAGAGUAGCAUCACCCGCCCCUCAACCCGCCCGAAGCAUAUCUACCCUUCGCUCUCGAGAGGCUGCUGCUGCCCUGUCUGCACCCAAUGUCAGGUCUACCCCAGCUAGGGUCGCCGCUGCUCCUAAGUCAAGCAUUGCAUCCUCUAUAUUGAUGCCUAAAAAGCACGCUCGAGUCCCAUCUAACCCAUCAACUAUGCGGAAUACCGCUGCUGCUGCGAACGCCAACACUACCGUUGGUUACUCCAAGGGCCGAAGUGUGUCAUCUACACUGCGCCAGAAUACCGUCUCAGAGCAAAGCGCGAAGACCAAACUCUCCCCUGAGACCUAUGUGCAGCUUUACGGUCUUCCCUCUAUGGGAUCAGAGAUGUGGAUCCGUUGCAAGGCCGCUGGCUACUUCGAUACCGAUGAGAAUGCUGGACAGGAGCUUGAGGAGUCUCCGUCGAUUUUUGAGGAAGAUGAUGAGGCAGACAACUUUCAGCUCACGCUGUAG
Penicillium angulare is the source of this 1236-nucleotide messenger RNA. RefSeq lists its product as uncharacterized. The transcript has 3 exons. NCBI's taxonomy places the organism in Eukaryota, Fungi, Ascomycota, Eurotiomycetes, Eurotiales, Aspergillaceae. The record is from RefSeq and is a predicted model, not a curated record. Bases 1 to 1236 code for a protein of 411 amino acids.